AUGCCGCCUCCUUCUUGGGGCAUCUCGUUGAGUGAUGCCGUCGUCUCUCAAAGCGGUGGACUAUCGACAUCUGCUGCAUCGGCAAAUCCCGCUACAAACUCUGUCAAUGGCAGCCUAGAGGUCAUAUGUGCAUGGCCUGUAUCCGGCUCAUAUGGUGCCGGAUCGAGAGUCCUAUUCUAUGUGCUCGUAGCAACAGCCGUGUUUGCUCGAAAGCUUGACUGGAUCAAGAGUGCUGCCUUGUCUACUGCAUUGCCUCUCUCAGCUUCCGCUGCAGUUCAUGGCAUCGUCUUGGCAGCUUUACAUCACGACAAAGCUGUCGACAUGGACGUAUAUGGUGCCUUUCAGAUGUGCGCAAUUGGCACCCUAGUUAUUCCGCUGAUGAUCAAGCUCUCCAGGUCGCAUGAAUAUUCCACUUAUAUAGGUCGCCGUAUAAUGUUCAUGUGGGCAGGCCUGGUUCUCACUGGACUUGUUUGCCUGGCCAUUGAAUUCUUCCGAGCCCAAACAUUUCCCUGUCAUGAGAAUGGCCAAGGCAGCCCGAUAUCUAGCAAUUUCAACCGAUUCCCUUCCGGCGAGAACACAGCAUGCGAGCUAGUUUGCUCCGAAAAUAAUGGGCCGUUCUCGCCAAUUCGAGUCGGGUCAGCAAACAACAUUUACGUGGUUCCUGCUCCUAGAACGCUCACAUUCGGCGCGACAACACUCGUGGCAGCCGGAUGUUGCAUCCACACGGUCAUCUGGAUGGUGGUUAUGACGGAACGGUUUAACAUCAGGGCCAAGAGUUAUGAGACCAAUAAGCCAAUAUCCGGCAUCAGCGGCACAACCAAAAGUACCGUGAACGAUGUGAAUCUCAUGAUCCACCUUUUCCUUUCCGCAGCGACGGCCCCCGUGUCUGGGUGUGCUGCGGUUGCUAUCAUCAUUGUCGGCGAGAUCAAUUUCUUCAGCAGUCCAGUCAAUUACCAAGCCGAGCCUUUGGCGGCCAUCGGUCAAUCCCAAUACGAAUUAUAAUGGUAUAAGCUCACACCAUGGUCCUGAACAUGGCAGCUCUCACGGGUCUUCUCCAGCCAAUUCUUCCUCCCGUUACAGAGAUAAUGCAUCCCAAACUGGUAUACAUAUGGGAGCUAUGGGUGGAGAAAGAGGUUCACCACCGCUCUUGGAAAGCAACGGCAACAGCGACAAUGACCAGGAUCCAGAUUGCUCCGCUGUACGGAUUACAAGGACAUCUACCUUCUAAUCUCUUGAAGCCCAAUCAUUGCCAUCAUGAUGCCACACUUACAUCGGUCAUAAUACACGCCAAUCAAUCCCCUGUCAACGACCUUGCGAUUUAUACGUUGGACAAUGGCAGCAAUUUUAUUUUAUUUUUUCUAUAUUCCAAUAAGAAUGUAACGAAUGAAACGAAUAAAUGAAUCUAGACAAAACCCCCAAUCAACGCACAAAUUUUGGCUUUACCCACCAUCAC
Molecule: messenger RNA, 1453 nt
Organism: Trichoderma harzianum CBS 226.95
Lineage: Eukaryota; Fungi; Ascomycota; Sordariomycetes; Hypocreales; Hypocreaceae
Exons: 5
Coding region: 1-1002 (333 amino acids)
Source: RefSeq, a predicted model, not a curated record